GGCAACAAACAAGACCCCAAGCAUAAUAAUAAAUUUUUUUAUGGCUGCUACAAGCUCAAUGUGAUUAAUUAUUUUUAUGCAUGUAACCUGAAGCUGGAAUGGCUGAAACAUUAGGCAGUAUUGUGAAGGAAGCCAAGAGAAAUAAGUACUCCCUAACCAAGAAAUUGUCUCAAGAUGAUAUUGUCGCCAUUUGGGAAGGUGCUUCUGAGUUUGUGGAGAGGCAAAUGCUCCAGCAAAAGGGCACUACUGUUCCUGGAUUGGGUGUGUUCACAUUCUCCAAGAAGAAGAUUGACCUUGGAAACAAUAAGUUUAUUAUCAUCCAACGUCCUGUCUUCUUGCUCUCAGAAAAAUUAGCCCAAACACACUCUCUGCAUGCCACCAAGCUGCAUACACCAGGUCAAAUUCCAAUUGUCCCACUGAAUUUUUCCAGUAUUUCCAACGAUAGUCCUUUCAGCCGUGAUACUGUGGAGAUCUCAAUCAAGGAUGUUUUGUUAGCACUGUCAAGGGCACUAGCUGCAAAGAAAAACAUUCAACUGGACUUUGGCAAAGUCGGGCGCCUCUUGAUCAAUCAGGGAAAGGUCAAAAUGAGGUUCUUUCGAAGUUUUAUCCUCGGCCUGGACAGGAGUGGAGGGAUGGAGAAUGCAUUUAGACCAAACUCUGUCAGCUCGAGUUUGUUAUCCAUCAUGUCUAAUCCUACCACUCCCAGGCUAAUCAACACUGCUCCCAUUCUCCCAAAGAUUGUGGAGUCAUCUGGAGAAGAUGUCGGGCUCAGUCUGGAGUGCACCACUCCUCGCCUAACAGUAUCUGAAGGCACUCCCCGUCCCAGCAAGUUAGACGAUUCAUUGAUUAUCGAGCCUGAUGACUCAGUCUCACAGAGAGGAAGGGAAUCUGCUAGCAAUGAGGAGAAACUGACACCAUUGAAGACUCCUCCUUCAUCUGGAGGGCACAGACUGGUUCCUAAACCUGGCAUGCUGUUUGCUACAAAGGCCCUCCCUCUUGUGUUUUCAAGCUCUAGUCCUGAGGAGCAACAAACCUCCGUCAGAUUCAGGCCGUCUUCAGAAGGCAAAAGCACGAGCAGCAACAGUAGAAUAAAGCAUUCUCCUUCUCAGAUUCCUGCUCGGCCAUCGACCUGCUCUCAUUCAGGCCCCUCUGGCCAGGAGCUGUGUUACCUGUGUCACCAGCGAGCACAGAAGAAUGUUGCAGUCGAUGUCUCUGAGGAGAGACUAGUGAGGGAAAGAUUUGAUGACCACAUGCUGCAAACCUACCAGCAUCAGAAAGACAUGGUUGCACUUGCUAAGGAGCUUAUGGCAAAAUCAAAUAACAGGGCCUACAACAAGCAAAUUGCUUCAAAGAAUUUGGAAGUGGCCCAAGUACAGCGGGCCAAUAGAACAAUGAAGCCUUCUGAAUUUCAUCCCUCGUAUGUGUUUAACCAACGUGAGGUCACUCCUGCCAAGUACCUGAAGCAGACUGAAUACUGUGAUCAGCUGGACAGUCAGGUAUCACACGUGCACAACCAGAGGCAGACAAUCAAGCAGAUCGAGGAGAAACUGGAGAGGGAGGAGCGGAUUAAACUCUCAGAAGAACUGGCCCGGUCCCAGAAGGAGUACAAUGAACGAAAGAUGCAGAAUACACUGCAAUAUCAGAGAGCUCUGGCAGAACAGGUCAGCCUAAAGCCAUUGGACCUGUACUCCGUUGACACCAUGGAGACAGGCAAACACCUGCACCAACCACUGUUUGGUGUUGUUGAUUUCUCUUCGGACAAACGUAGAGAUCAACAAGAAAGUUCUAAGAGGCUGCUCAAGGAGCAAAUGGAAACAGUAGCUGCUAAACACGAUAAGGUAAAAAAGAAGAUUGCUCUGGAAAAACUGGAAGAGGCUGAAAUGCUGAAACAGACGCGGAAAGGGCUCAUUGAAGACAUUCGUGCUGACAAGCACCACAAGCUAGAGAGGAGGAAGCGUCUGGAGAAGUCGUGGGAAGGUAAAAUCAAGGAGAAGUGCCAGCGAGAACUGGAAGAGCUGGCUUACUCAAAGCGGCCCAGUAGUAUGCUAGUACAGGAGCAAUGUGACAAGUAUCAUAGGUGUGAUCAGUGCAUGAGGGCCGUAGGAAACAAGGGAAAAUCGAAUGUUCACGGGGAGACCAGAUAUAUCUCCGGAUCAAGGCUUAUGGUGUAAUUUUGAACACAUUAAUUUUGCUGCACAUUAUUUUUCUAUUUUUAUGAUAAUGAUUGACAAUUAUUU
Messenger RNA from Halichondria panicea, 2237 nucleotides. Its product is annotated as coiled-coil domain-containing protein 81-like. Gene Ontology annotation, cellular component: centrosome. The transcript is spliced from 12 exons. The record is from RefSeq and is a predicted model, not a curated record. NCBI's taxonomy places the organism in Eukaryota, Metazoa, Porifera, Demospongiae, Suberitida, Halichondriidae. Bases 99 to 2171 code for a protein of 690 amino acids.